Molecule: messenger RNA, 13413 nt
Organism: Xenia sp. Carnegie-2017
Lineage: Eukaryota; Metazoa; Cnidaria; Anthozoa; Malacalcyonacea; Xeniidae
Product: SCO-spondin-like
Exons: 57
Coding region: 1858-12072 (3404 amino acids)
Molecular function (GO): protein binding
Source: RefSeq, a predicted model, not a curated record
AAACAAUGUAUCUUCAUUGGAAAAUUCACAAUCGACGGUUACGGCAGUUCAUUGUGGGUUGAAGAAAACGACAUUCAACCAGAAACCGCUGACAGCUCACCCAGCAGUACGUCAACUGGCUCAUACAACCAGCCUUAUUUAAACAAGGAAAGUAAUUCCAAAAAAAACUUGGCGAAUGUAAAAAGUGUAAAAGGUACGACCAUUGAAGAGCCAUUUUCUGAAAGUCAGCGAAAUUCUACUGGCGGCAUUUUGGAUACCUUAAACAAAGAAACUUUAUCGUCAAAUAGCCAACAAAACUCGAGAUCUGACCAGGAAAUUGGCAGAGUUUCUCAAAUUGAUCCAUCAGCUACAUUGAGCUCUAGCCAAGUGCCUCUAGGCAACUCAAAUUCAACUGUUUCUGCUUUGAAUAGUCAGGAAAAAGUUACCGAAGAAUCAACAACAGCUUCUUUGCCAUUGGGCACCACAGCCACAUUAAACCCAGAUGAAAAUUCUGGAUUCUCAGCUUAUACUUCUGCUAACUUUGAUAGUAUAAGCUCGGAUGUAUCUGAAACCACUGCGUAUCAGAAGUCUUCUAACCAAUCCAGGGAUGUCAUUUAUUCCAAAAACCCAAACCCCGGAGGAACUAGCUAUGUUGAAUCUGCAUUUAAAUACAGGACUCGUCCAACUCUAGAAGAAAGCUCUAACAUAACGACUUCCUCUACGAAUGAAACUCCAUCUGAAAGACAAAUUUGGGCAACUCCAGCAGACAGCUUCUGGGACACAUCCUCUAAAACAACUGUCACUGCUCCUGAAAGACAAACUGCAACUGCAGCAGACACCUUCUGGGACACAUCCUCUAAUACAACUGUUACUGCUCCUGAAAGACAAACUGUAAUUCCAGCAGACACCUUCUGGGACACAUCCUCUAAAACAACUGUCACUGCUCCUGAAAGACAAACUGCAACUCCAGUAGACACCUUCUGGGACACAUCCUCUAAAACAACUGUCACUGCUCCUGAAAGACAAACUGCAACUCCAGCAGACAGCUUCUGGGACACAUCCUCUAAUACAACUGUUACUGCUCCUGAAAGACAAACUGCAACUCCAGCAGACACCUUCUGGGACACAUCCUCUAAAACAACUGUCACUGCUCCUGAAAGACAAACUGCAACUCCAGCAGACAGCUUUUGGGACACAUCCUCUAACACAACUGUUACUGCUCCUGAAAGACAAACUGCAACUCCAGCAGACACCUUCUGGGACACAUCCUCUAAAACAACUGUCACUGCUCCUGAAAGACAAACUGCAACUCCAGCAGACACCUUCUGGGACACAUCCUCUAACACAACUGUCACUGCUCCUGAAAGACAAACUGCAACUCCAGCAGAGAGCUUCUGGGACACAGCCUCUAACACAACUGUCACUGAUCCUGAAAGACAAACUGCAACUCCAGCAGACAGCUUCUGGGACACAGCCUCUAACACAACUGUCACUGCUCCUGAAAGACAAACUGCAACUCCAGCAGACAGAUUCUGGGACACAUCCUCUAACACAACUGUCACUGCUCCUGAAAGACAAACUGCAACUCCAGCAGACAGCUUCUGGGACACUUUCUCUUCUUCCACCACUCCUGAAAACUUAAAGAAAGAAACAACAGGCAACGAUACACAAAUAAAGCAAGCAAAUAUAAUAACCGAUAAUAAACUGGCUUUUUUACACUCUAACGAUAUCUUAUCAACUAGCAAUAACGCUGUAGAGUCAUUUAAAUCUUCAUCUACCAAGUUUGAUGAUGAAACAUCAACUCCACUGAAUUUAACCACUCCUGCAUCCCAGGCAACAAACGAUAGCGAUGACAAUAAAUUACACUACAGUUAUACAAUGCAAAUUGAGGAUUUGCCACAGAUAAAUUUGUUGAAUGGAGACAGUGAUGAAUCUAAAGUUCGCAGAAGACCUCCACUUGACGAAGAAGAUAUUAAUAUUACUUUAUCCAAUGUCGAUACAAACGAGAAGAAGGGCUUAUUCCAACAAGAAGAUGAUUGGUGUAAAGACAACGAGGAAUGCCUAACAAUUAAUAAAAUUGAUUGCCGUAAAGAUUGGAUGCAGCUAAAUUGCCCGAAGAGAUGCGGUAUUUGUGGAGGAACUACAGUAGUUAGCAGUGCAAAUGAAGAGAUCAGCGUUGUUCUGCCUGAAGAAGUGAACAACAAGGAAUAUAUGGAAGAUAUUCGCAUUACUUUACCGUCAAAACUGGUCACUUCUGAAGAUUGCAAAGAUCACGUUGAAUGCAUCGAGUAUGACGUUUCGUCGUGUAAUAAUCACUGGAUGAGGAAAAAUUGUCGUACAAAAUGUGGCUUGUGUAAAGAGAGCAUUCUACCACAAUCUGAAAUAUCGAAUUCCACGCUUGGACAAAAAGACUUCAAUAAAGUAUGUUAUUACGACGGAAUCCCACAUGACCACGGUAGCAAAUGGUCACCAGGUCCUUGCUCACCUCAAUGCACUUGUGUUAAUGGUAAUGUUCAUUGUUCUGUUAUUCAAUGCCCAAAGCUUACCUGUGAUAAAAAGGUGAAAAAAAGGUGGAGCUGUUGUCCUGAAUGUGAAUACGGAGAUAGUGGAAGCUGCGUGAAAGCGUUUGCAUAUGGAACGUCAAAAUUGUCGUGCUGUGUAUUGCCAUUCAUCUACAAAGGUGUGCAGUACGAAUCUUGUACCCCGGAAGAUCAUGAUCAACCGUGGUGUUCUCUGACCGAGAACUUUGACCUGGAUGGAGAAUGGGGUCGUUGUGUUGAACCACAAAAGGUUACAAGAAAAAUCGUACAUUACAAAACAAAGAAACCUCGGAACAAGAAAUACCUUAAAAAAUAUGAAAAGAAAACACAUCAUACAAAACUGCACAAAAAACCAAGCGAAGAAUCAAAGCCCUUUUUUAACAAGACAAAAACUGACACCAGUCAGAGUGUUUCUAGAGUUGAAUCUGUGCCCUUGGCGAACCUGAGCUAUUCGCCUAAAGAAAUAGAGGCAGAGGAAGAAGAAAUUUUAAGGAUAUUUGGAAACGAAGAAAGUGAAAACAAAAUUAAAGUUGAACCAGAUCCGUUGGAUGGUGGCUAUUCGGAAUGGUCUUUGUGGAGCAAGUGUCUUGCAACAUGUGGAGGUGGUGUACAAGAGAGAUUUAGAAAAUGCUCUCAUCCAACUCCUGCCUUUGGUGGACUUGACUGUCGACAUAUUGGUCCUGCUCUAGAAUCACGUGAAUGUAACAAUUUUCCAUGUCCUAUCCAUGGUGGUUUUAGCAGUUGGAGUCCUUGGCUUGAAUGCAGUUCUAGUUGUGGUGGUGGAGUUACCACCCGAUCACGCAUGUGCGAUAAUCCUGCACCCAGUUAUGGCGGCAAAGAUUGCAGUGACGGAGGCCUGGGACCUACUAUUGAGUCAAAGACUUGUAAUGAUUUUGCUUGUGGAGUUCUAGGUACAGACCUCUUUACGCCAUGGUCUGAGUGGACUGAUUGUGACAAGAAAUGUGGUGGUGGGGUGAGCUUUAGAAGACGAGCAUGCGCAAAUCUUCUACCAAGUGUCAAUGAUGAAGAUUGUAGUCUUAGUGGUGAUAUCAUGCAAACUAAGGAAUGUAAUAUCGAUCCUUGCCCAAUCAAUGGUGGUUAUACUUCAUGGACAGAUUGGUCGAUUUGUUCUCGGAGUUGUGGACCUGGUAUCACAUCCCGGCAUCGGACAUGUUCUCAACCCUUUCCCUCACUCAAUGGUAAAGAUUGUUCAGACAUUGGAGAAGCUUUUGAACAGAAGUCUUGUUUUCUUAAGGAUUGUAAAGCAUCAGGAAGAUGGACUUUAUGGAGUAACUGGGGCAAAUGUUCUGUUACUUGUGGUAGUGGUUUUCAGUCCCGUUCGAGAAAAUGCAAGGACAUAGCAAAAUGCCAUGGGGAUAGCAAACAGAUUCAACUAUGUAAUGCUUAUCAUUGUCCAGUUCAUGGCAGUUUUAGUGAGUGGUCUGCGUGGUCUUUAUGUUCAAAAACUUGUGGAGAAGGAAUCUCGUCUAGAAAAAGAUUAUGUGAAAAUCCUAAACCAAAGUUUGGAGGAAAAAGUUGUGCACAGCUUGGACUGGGCCCAAGUGAAGAGCAACAAAAGUGUAGUGUCUAUAAUUGUGAAUUGUCACAUGAUGGCGGUUACGGCCAUUGGACUCCUUGGACCAAGUGUUCGACAUCCUGUGGAAUUGGAAUGAUGUCUCGUUACCGAGCCUGCGAUAGUCCACGUCAGCAGGGAAGUGGAAAAGAUUGCACAAACCUUGGUGUUGGUGUACAGACUAUUCCUUGUUUUAAUAUGGCGUGUCCCGUUGAUGGAAACUAUAAUGAAUGGUCGUUCUGGUCUGCAUGCUCGGCGACUUGUGGUGAUGGUUCUCGAAUCCGAAGGCGAGCAUGUGAUAACCCCGAACCUUCAACUGGUGGGAAAAAUUGUGAGGCACUUGGAAAUGACGUAGAAAGUGAAUCGUGCAAUGAAGGACCUUGUCCAGUGACAGCAAAACUUGGAGAAUGGUCUUCUUGGCUUAGUUGUUCUAAGACAUGUGGUUAUGGUAUUAGGCAACGCAUGCGUAGAUGUAUUGGUUCAUAUCAAUUUGGUGCCAACUAUUGCAAUAAUGAGGAAUUGGGUCUUUCUCAGCAAGCAGAACGGUGUUUUGAACGAUCUUGUCCAGUUGAUGGCAGUUUUGGUCCGUGGUCUGCUUGGUCAGCGUGCACUGCCACGUGUGGUGGAGGUGCCAUGAGUCGUUUUAGAAAUUGCUCCAAUCCAACACCGAUGCAUGGAGGGAAAGGAUGCGAGAGGAUUGGGGCCGCCUUUGAAAUCAAGUCGUGCGCUGAAAACGUUUGUCCUGUUGAUGGAGGCUAUUCAAUGUGGUCAGAAUUUGGACCAUGUUCUAAAACCUGUAAUACUGGAUACAUGAAACGAACACGAACCUGCACGCGACCUUCACCUGAACAUGGUGGAAAGGAUUGCUCACUACUUGGAGUGGCUGAGGACAUUCAACAAUGUUCUACACAAUCUUGCCCCAUAAAUGGUAACUUCAGUGAAUGGAGUGAUUGGUCAAAUUGUUCAGCUUCUUGUGGUAAUGGUGUUAUGCUAAGAUCAAGAGCAUGUAACAAUCCAACACCAAGUUAUGGUGGAGAGGACUGUACGUCGUUGGGAUCUUUAACUGAGCAAAUAAAUUGUUUGAUAUUAGCCUGUCCUCAACUUUGUUCAUGUGGUGGUUGGACGACAUGGUCCGACUGUACACGUUCGUGUGGCGGUGGUAUUCAGACAAGGAAGAGGCAGUGUACGACUCCUAAGUUAGGAGUCGAGUCUUGCGAAAAAGAAGAGCUAGAAAGUCAACUCUGCAAUUUGAAUAUUUGUCCUGUCGAUGGUGGUUAUAGCAAAUGGUCGGAAUGGACAAAUUGCCUUGGCACUUGUGAUCACGGGUACAAAACUCGAAGACGACUUUGCAAUAGUCCCACUCCUGCUUUUGGUGGCCGGUCUUGCGAGGAAGCAGGUCUUGGGAAGUAUUUUGAAACCGUGGGUUGUCUUAUGAAGCCUUGUCCUGUAAAUGGACAUUACGGGUCUUGGUCUCCAUGGAGUGCAUGCUCAUCGACAUGUGGAAUAGGACUGAAAACAAGAUAUCGUGAAUGCGAUAAUCCACGUCCCGUUAGUGGUGGUGCGGACUGUUAUCACUAUGGACCCAAUGAACAAACAAUUGAAUGUUUUAUUGCUGAUUGCCCAGUUGACGGUGGUUACUCUCGGUGGACUGAAUGGAGCGAAUGUUCCAAAUCGUGUGGUUGGGGCUAUCAAUCACGUGACAGGGAAUGUAAUUCUCCUGAACCAUCACGUGGUGGUAAGGAUUGUACAGACUUAGGCGAAUCAAGUGAGGUACAAGAUUGUAUGAUAAUUGAAUGUCCAGUUGAUGGCAAAUUCACGGAAUGGGCCGCAUGGGGUGAAUGUUCAAAGACAUGUGGCAAGGGAAAGAAGCAACGAAAACGAUACUGUACUGCUCCAAAACCUGCUUUUGGUGGGAAGGCAUGUGCUGUACAUAAACUUAGUGAUACAGUUGAAAGCACAAGCUGUAAUCUUGGAUCGUGUCCCAAAAGUGGAGGUUGGGGAGCGUGGUCUGUUUGGUCUUAUUGUUCAACCACAUGUGGUCCUGGUAUGAUGGAACGCUCGCGUCAAUGUGAUUCACCAAAACCUGUUGGUGGUGGAAAACCAUGUGUUGGUCAGCUGACGCAACAGAAACACUGUAGCCUACAAGACUGUCCAGUAAAUGCUAACUACACAAAUUGGGGCAAGUGGACUAAGUGCGAUGCGAAAUGUGGCAGAGGAUUUCAGCAACGUUGGAGAUCGUGCUCAAACCCGAUGGCUUUUGCUGGCGGUCGAGAAUGUCCAGCUUAUGAGCCUGACUCGGAGUCAAGGCCAUGUUUUCUGAAAGCAUGCAAAGUUGAUGGAUCUUGGGGUCAAUGGUCUCUGUGGUCCACAUGCAGUAAAACGUGUGAUGAGGGAAAACAGGUUAGAAGCCGGUUAUGUGACGAUCCAAAACCUGCCUAUGGUGGUGCAAAUUGCUCUGGAAUUUCUAGUCAGCAUAAAUUAUGCAAAGUUCGAGAUUGCUGUGACAUUUCCUACGCAGAUCUUGGUUGCUUUGUCAAUGCAGGCAGUCAAUCGACAAUGCCCGAGUUACUUGAAACGGAUGUAGAUCCUGACAGUCCAUUUUACAGCGGUAUUAGCGUAAAAAGUGGAGUGAAAGACUGGAACAACUACGUUUCAAACCUGAUUUGCCGUUGUGCUCAAAUUACCAAUGAAAAAGGUUACAGUCAUUUUGGCAUCCAGAACAUUGGUGAUUGUAUGUCUGGUUUCAAUGUUUCGGAUACAUUUGCCAGUCAAGGUGCACGUCUUACAUUUACUAACCAAGGUCCAAGACCAUGGGUUGGUUGUUUGGGUAAAGAUAGAAAACGAUGUAAAAGACCAUCAUUAAAUUGUGUUGGUCAAGAUGAAACAAACUUUGUUUAUGGAUUGAAAAAUAUUGCUCCACUGGAUGGUAACUACAGUUCAUGGGGAGCAUGGUCACCUUGCUCAAAGACUUGCAGUCGUGGAAUAACCUCACGUAGACGCAGUUGUACCAACCCACGACCUCUCUAUGAUGGCAAAAAUUGCGAGGAGAUUGGACCUGAGGAAGAAACACAAGAAUGUUUUAUUAAAGCAUGUCCAGUCAACGGUGCUUGGAGUGGUUGGGCUAUUUGGAGUGACUGCUCGGCCUCUUGUGGUACUGGAAAAAGGACACGAAUCAGACGAUGUAAGAUUCCACCCCCUUCAAAUGACGGAGAUUUUUGCAACGGACCAGAUACAGAGAUAGCUGAAUGCAUCAAGCAAGAUUGUCCGAUCAAGGGUGGAUGGUCAGACUGGUUAAGUUGGGAGCCGUGCUCAGUAAGCUGUGGUUUUGGCGUGCAAUUGAGAACUCGAUAUUGUGAUAGUCCUGCUCCAUCGGAGAACGGGAAAAUGUGCACAGGUCCCUUGGUGGAGGCCUCACCUUGUGUAGCCAAACCUUGUCCUGUAAAUGGUGGAUACGAUAGUUGGUCCAGUUGGUCUGUUUGUUCACGUUCCUGUGGAAGAGGACAUAAAAUAAGAAGAAGAAAAUGCAUUCAUCCUUCACCUCGUUUUGGUGGCAAGUCGUGCAAGAGACUGGGUCCAAGUAAAGAAAAGAUUCAUUGUAAUGGAAAUCCAUGUCCUGUUCAUGGAAAUUGGGGCUCGUGGACUUCCUGGAGUCGAUGCUCGGCCAAGUGUGGGCCUGGUAUUAGAACACGUGAUCGUAUUUGUAACAAUCCAUAUGCAAAUUACGGUGGGGAUUCUUGUGUGGGUAGAGGUCAUGAAACAAUCGUAUGCAGUAUGCCUGAUUGUCCUGUUGAUGGAAACUGGGGAGCCUGGUCCAAGUGGUCAGACUGCCAGAGUGAUUGUGGUCUUGCUACGAGAUAUCGUACACGUGACUGUAUUGAUCCUCCACCUGCACAUGGCGGACGGGGCUGUGAAGGUGAAGCUGAGGAAUAUAGUGACUGCAACCUGAAUCAUUGUCCAAUCAAUGGAGGUUAUUCCAGCUGGAGUUUGUGGAGUUCUUGUGAUAAAACGUGUUCAUCUGGACACAAGAUAAGGUCAAGAACUUGUUCCAAUCCUGAACCUCAAUUUGAUGGCCUAAACUGCUCGAGCUUGGGGCCAGAGACCGAGUAUCUCACUUGUAAUGAUGAUCCUUGUCCAGUUGACGGUGGCUGGUCCGGUUGGACAAGUUGGUCUUCAUGCUCCCAAACCUGUGGUCUGGGACUCUCUACUCGUUCAAGAAGCUGUUCCUAUCCUGUUCCUGAGUUUGGUGGAAAAGCUUGCUCUGGAAAUUCCAAAGAAGCAAAGCCUUGCAAAACCUUCGAUUGCUGUGACAUACCAUACGAAGAUGUUGGAUGUUAUAUAGAUACCCAGCGUGCACCGCGGCCUUUACCUGAGUUAUUGUUCAGUGAUCGAGAUAAGAUAUCAUGGAAGAACUGGAAAGAUUUCAUAUCAGAUAUGAUAUGCAGUUGUGCGCAAGAAACCCGUGAUAAACAAUACAAAUAUUUUGGUAUCCAGCAUUACGGAGAGUGUUAUUCAGGACCAGAAAGUUGGAAGACUUAUGGUGACCAAGGAAUUCGUCAAGAUUUUACACGUCCCCCUGAUGCUCAACCUUGGGUUGGUUGUGUUGAUGAAUCAUUAAAUCAAUGUAAACAACCAAAUUUGAAAUGUGUUGGCAAAAAAAACACGAAUUUUGUUUACACAAUUGAUCAAGUUCAGCCAGUAGACGGUAAUUACAGUUCUUGGACAUCUUGGAGUCCAUGCACGUCAUCAUGUGGCAUUGGAUCGCGUUAUCGUUGGCGUUCUUGCACGAAUCCUGCACCUUCGUUUGGUGGUCAGCGGUGUUAUAACAUGGGAAGUGAUGAAGAAGUCGAAAACUGUUAUGAAAAUGACUGUCCUGUUGACGGUGGUUGGAGUAACUGGGGAAAGUGGAGUGUUUGUUCUGCCACCUGUGGUCGUGGUGAAAUAACAAGAUCACGACAAUGUGAUAACCCUGAAGCACAAUUUAAUGGUAAAAAAUGUUUGGGUAGAGAUUUGGAAACUGUUUCUUGCAAUCAUCACCAUUGUCCAGUAUUUGGUGGUUGGUCUGCAUGGUCUGCGUGGUCCCAGUGCUCUUCAUCUUGUGGAUUUGGUCAGCAGUCUAGAAAACGAGAUUGUAACAAUCCUUCACCUGCUUAUGAUGGUGAACCUUGUAGUGGAGUUUCAGUUGUAUAUCAGAACUGUGUGGAGAAAGAAUGUCCAGGUGUUUGGGGAGCUUGGUCAUUCUGGAGUGAUUGUACCAAAACAUGUGGAGAAGGAGGGACUCGUACAAGAUCAAGGACCUGUCAUGGUGGUCAGCGGUGUGAAGGCUCAAAACACGAGACUACAAAAUGCUUACUUCAAGACUGUCCAGAAUGCUCUAAUUCUGCUGAUGUUGCUUUCAUUAUGGAUGGGUCCACUGCUGCAGAUGAGUUCAUUUGGAAUCGAUUAAAAUCUUUUGUGCGUGGAGUGGCAAAUGCAUUCUUCCUUAGUGAUGACACGACGCGCGUGGGAUUGAUCACGUACUCCACGCAACCUAAACUCGAACUUCAAUUUGACGAGAAGAAUGAUGUUGACGAGUUUUUCGAUUUUCUCGAAACAGUCUCCCGCGAUCACGGCACCUCAAACCUCGACUCAGCUUUGGCCCUUGCUAAUGAUAAAUUGUUUGUUCCUAGUGCUGGCAUGAGAGUCAAUGUGCCAAAUGUUGCAAUCAUAUUGACUGAAGAAGGACCAGUAAAUACCUUUACCAUGUACAAUGAUAGCUCACAGGAUCUGAAAGAAAGAGGAAUUACUUUAAUAAGUGUUGGCGUUGGUAACCGUGUGAAUCCAUAUGAAUUACAGAGAAUUGUAAAUGAUCCAAGAAAUGCAAUUUUAGUUGAUACCUUAGAUGACGCCAUUGCAUCAAUUGCAACUGUUGCCAACGCAACAUGCCUGGCGAAGCCAACGCCUCCUCAAGUUAAAUGGAGUCCGUGGAGUCGAUGGUCUUCUUGUUCCCGUCUCUGUGAUGCUGGUGUUCGUCAUCGAACUCGAUCGUGUGUAACUGGUAAUGAGUGUGGUGGAAAUGAUAGAGAGGAGAUGACAUGUAUCUUACAAAAAUGUCCGGAAUGUAAAUCAAUUCUUGAUGUCGUCUUUGCAAUUCCCAUUGCUGAUAGUAUUCCCAAAGAGGAAUUUAACGAAGCAAAGAAAUUUGUCCGUGGACUUAUCGAUGGUCUGUACAUAUCACCACAGGGAGCCCAUAUUGGUCUACUUGGUUAUUUUGAUUAUCCACGAGUUGAACUAAAACUCAAUACUUUCUAUAAUAAAGAUGAUAUAUUACGAGCAUUAUCUUCAAUCCAUACCGUUGAUGGUUUUAAUAAUACAGACAUCGAUUCUGCAUUCAGAGCAGUCCAGUCUGAUAUGUUCGUACUAGCCAAUGGACUUCGAGCUUACGUACCGAAAGUUUUGAUCUUCCUCGCUUAUGGUGAUGUCACAGGUCAGAAUUUGCUUGCAGCCUCGUCUCCACUAAAAAAUGAUGGAACAACUAUCAUACCGCUCGUUACUGGAGACAUAGGUACUAAAACGAUUGCGCCAAGAGGGUCCAGCACCUUUCAUUAUUUUUCGUCUAAUAAUUUUGCUAAUCUGGCAUCAAAGUUAGACGCUAUUUCGGCAAAAUUGUGCGAAGCGUCUGUCUAUACUGGCCUUUCCUUGAAGCCAUUCCUAAAUACUUCAAAACAUGGCGUGUCAAAACUGCACCUAAAAACAGUAUCACGUGUUUCAAAGACGUUGCCACGUGAUAAAACUCAAAGGGAUCAAAUCAAAGAAAUAUUUACUCAUCCAUCAUCAGAUACCGUACCUAAAGUUAAAUCUGAUGUGAUUUCACCUGCCUUUGAAUCAAGUAUCACUUCAAAUUUACUUAACCAGGUUGAUCAGCUGAUGCCAGGAACCGAUGUAACGUCAUUGCUAACGAAGUCAAGCAAAUUUAAGCCAGUUACUAAAGCAAAAGCACCUGACACAGGCAUGUGGAAAGACUGGAGCAUUUGGAGUGCCUGCUCAACCUCUUGUGGACUGGGCAAGAGAACACGAGUUCGUUUAUGCAAUGCUACAAAAUGUAGUGGUCAGCAGCCAAUAGAAACGUCUUUAUGUAAAAUGAAAGAUUGUCUAGCUUGCAACCACAAUGUGGAUCUUGUAAUGGCCGUAGACUCAUCUUCUGCUGUACCAAAAGAAAACUGGCUAAAGAUAAAAUCAUUUAUGAAAAGCAUCGUGGACGCCUUUCUAAUCUCGAAGCCAGCAACGCACGUUGGCAUUUUGUCGUUUUCCUCAGUCCCCUAUUUGGAAACACGGUUUUUGGAAGAGCUUUCAAAAUCAAACAUUUCGCAACUUCUGGACAAUAUGCAACAACUACUAGGAAAACAACGAAGAAUCGAUAAGGCGUUGAGAAUGGCUAAUUCUGAGUUUUUCUCUUUAAAAUCGAGAGGUUUUAGAGCUCAUAAAAGUAAAGUAUUUCUUCUUAUAACUGGUGGAAACCCAACUGAGGGAACCAAAGAUGUAGCGUCUGCAGUGAAUCUGCUGACUCAAAAUGGCGUGUCUGUGAUGGCUGUUGGAGUUGGACCUGGUGUAGACAAUGCUCUCUUACAGUCUAUGAUGGGAAAGAAAGAAAAUUAUUUCAAGAUUGCAGACUACAAUAAGUUGGGAACUUAUGUCUCUGAUGUUGUCAAAGCUAUAUGUAAAGCGCAACAUCAAACAUUAAACAUACGAACAGUUUCACCAAAGACAGUCACAGCUAAAAUAAUGAUUUCACCUACUCAAGGCAAGGAAUUAUCUUCACCUAAGACAGAGAUUACGUCUCACACAAACAAGUGGGGAAAAUGGAGCAACUGGGAGACAUGCUCUCGUACUUGUAGUGAAGGGGUUCGUGCAAGAUCACGUAUUUGUACAGGAAUUAAUUGUACUGGUCCAUCGAUGGAGACAGAAGCUUGUUUUGUUCAGGAUUGUCCAGAUUGUCAAAAGUGAUUGACCUCGUUUUUGCUUUGGAUGCGUCAGAUGGUGUUAUCGAUAAAGAAUUUAUGCUCGAGAAAACAUUUGUCUUAAAUAUGUUAAAUGCCUUUAAAAUUCAUCAAGACCAUACACGUGUUGGUGUUUCCACUUAUGGUGGUGAAGUUUCUCAAGAUAUUCCUCUCUCCAACCAGUUUGAUAAAGAUAGUUUACUCUUGGCCAUCAACUCUCUUAUCAAGAAUAAAGGCAGAGCAUCACUUUCUAAAGUUCUAGAUGCGGCAAGGACAAAUUUAUUUACGGGAACACGUGAUAAUGUUGCUAAAGGUCUGGUCUUGCUGUCGUCCAUGAAGAACAAAGAGAAGGAAAAUCCAGAAAUCGCUGCACAAGCUUUGAAGCGAACUGGUGUUGAAAUUAUUAUAAUUGGCAUUGGUUCCAUGGAUGAUAGUUCUAGAGAUGUAUUAUCAAAGGUUGCCAGUAGUAAAUCACGUGCAUUUCACCUUGUUUCAUUUGAUGAUCUGUUAAAUGACGUAUAUCUUGUUGCUACAAGUGCAUGUGAAGCUGAGCCUGUAGCGUCAGUUAACAAGGAAAGGAAAGAAUCAUCAAAAGCACCACCAACUCCUAACUUCCAACCAACUUACGUGAAAAAAUUGUCAACACAUCAAGCAGCUCCAGUCGCCAUAACACAUUUAAUUCGCCCUGGAACUUCAGAUUUACAACAAGCUUUGCUCGGGAAACUUUCAAGAAAAAGAUCCAUCAUUGAGUCAUCUGAAGUUUUGGCUAAAAAUUUGAAGGCAGAAAAGCACGGCAGUGAUCAUCACCACUAUUCAAGAAUACACAAAGUCAUUAGAAAAACGUCGAAAAAGAGAAACGAUCAUUCAAGUGCAGGUCGGAAAGCUGUUUUUAAAAGACAUGUAUAUGUCAAACAUCUUAGCAAAAAACGAUUAGGCAAAAACCAUUGAUGAUUAUGUGACCUAAAUACGAGACACAUCUUUAAGAAUUCACGUUUACUUUUAUACUGUUGUUUAAAUUAUGCUGCAUUGUUACCAUAUGUAACGUUUUCCAUGGUUAGUUCUCAGAACAAAUAAUUUUACAUCCAACGUCUAAAAAUGAAAUGUAAUCUUUAUAUUUCAGUUAACAUAGAUAUAUAUUCAUAUCAGAAAACAUGCUCUGUUCAAUAGAGUGGUUCCCAAUGAUAUCACCGCCACAAGUAUCUUUUGAUUCAAACUUGUUCAAUAAUAUGUUGUAUAGCAGAAAGAUGUUUAGCUAAAUUUCAGACAUUUUCUUUUAUGGCAAAUGUUCUAGGGCAAUACAAACCCGAUUUUUACUUCUACAAUAAAGGUUACUUCUUCAGCAAAAUAA